This is a messenger RNA of Bathycoccus prasinos, 2358 nucleotides long. Its product is annotated as GTP pyrophosphokinase. Gene Ontology annotation, cellular component: chloroplast. The record is from RefSeq and is a predicted model, not a curated record. Bases 1 to 2358 code for a protein of 785 amino acids. The transcript has a single exon. Gene Ontology annotation, biological process: guanosine tetraphosphate metabolic process. Lineage: Eukaryota; Viridiplantae; Chlorophyta; Mamiellophyceae; Mamiellales; Bathycoccaceae.
AUGAGUUCCGCCGCGACCUCCGGUUUCACCGCCGCGUUCUCGUCGUCGCCGAAACCAACGACGAUGUCCUCGUCCGUACAGAACAGAAUGUCGGAGUCGUACGGGAAAUCGUCGUCGCCGGCGAGUUUCCGAAGUUCGUCCAGCGUGAAAGGCGCUUCGCCUUUGCCCAAAGACGUUCCGCAAACGAGAAUCUCUGGGUUUGGCGUGAAGGCGCAGACGACAACGACUAUGAAGAACAGCUCUUCAUCGUCAGAGUUGGCGAAGACACCACCGAUGUCGACGCCUACGCGCGUAUCUCCGUCCUUGUCAUCGAAUUCGCUCCAUUCCAGCGGCAUGUUCUCGCCUUCCUCGGCGGCGGAGGAAGGAGACUUUAAAACGCACGCUGGUUUCGACACGACGACGACGACUAAUGCGGCGUCCACGACGACAUCAUCAACACCACCAAAGCCUUUGACGCAUCAUUUAAAGCCACCGGUGUCUCCAAACUCGAAAGCGAGCUUGUUUUCAGUCGUUUCGAGAAACACGUCGCAGUUGACGACGCAGCUCUCCAAGGAGCUCGGCAAAAUGAUAGGGGCGCGUACCUCCGAAGAAGAAGAUGCCGGCAUUGAGAGUCUUGGAUUGAACGAAGAAAACGCUGCUAUCUUGAAUGGUUUGAUUGAAGAAUACCCGAAAUCGUUCGAGUCGAGAGAAGUUCAAAAAGCGUUCAAAGUGUGCGUCCAAGCGCACUCGGAUUUUGGACACCGACCGUUGUUGUUGGAUUGCGUCGGCACGGCUAAGAUUUUGUGCGAAUUGGGAGCUGACGCUGGUAUCAUUUCGGCGGCGCUGCUGCACGAUGUGACGACCACAACUUUACUCAAUAAAGACGAUUUGUUGUUGAAAGGUAUCAGCGAAGAAGUUACGAAGCUCGCGAUGGAUGUCGGAAAAUUGACGGUCGUGUCAAAGUUACACCAAGCGUCGGGGCGUGACUUGGAGGUUGAAGAAAUGCGUUCUCUCCGCGAACUGCUAUUAGCUAUGACAGAUUCGCGAGUCGUGAUCAUCAAACUCGCGAAACGUUUACAAACUAUGCGAACGAUGAAGGAGAACGUGUCGAGAUCGAGACGCGGUAAACUCGCCGAAGAGACGCUCGCCGUGUUUGUGCCCAUCGCGAACCGAUUGGGUAUGGCCACCAUCAAGAAUGAAUUGGAGGAUAUUUGCUUCAAGACGUUACACCCGGAGCAAUACGAAGAGUUAUGCGCGCAGUUGAAGCGCGUAUCUUCGAAGGAAACGAUUCUGAAGGCGAUGGAGUCGUUCGAAUACGCCAUCUCAAACGAUACUUCCAUGGAAGAGUUGAAGCCGAUGGAAAUCGUUGGCCGCGAGAAAGGAUUGUAUUCCGUGUAUAAAAAAAUGAAAAAGAAAAACAUCAAGCUCGAAGACGUUCGCGACGUGCGCGCCAUUCGAAUCAUUAUCCCGGACAGUGCUGGUAAGGAUGGGUGCGAGUUGGUCAUUUCGAAAGUGCACGGACUCAUGUCAAAGGUUCAAGGUAGUUUUAAAGACUACGUCUCGAGCCCGAAAUCGAACGGGUACCAAUCUUUACACACCGUCGUGAAAGAUGAAGCCGGGAACAAUUUGGAAGUCCAAGUGAGAACGGUGUCUAUGCACAUGCAAGCCGAAUUCGGCGUCGCAGCGCAUUGGCGGUACAAAGUGAACGAUACUUGUUUGUCGUCUCCGGUGGAUGAGAGUGGAAUUCGAUGGGCUCGUUUCGUCCUUUCUCGCAUGCAAGAUGUCAAAGAUAAAUCCAAAGUACGCUUGCCAGGGAAACCUUCGAUGGAGAACACCUUCCCGUUUCCGUCGUCGGCGUCGUCGAGCGACAACGAAUCAAUGGCACCGUUGGACGUUUCCGGUUCUUUCGAUGAGUUUACCGUUCUCGAAGAUGCCAUGAAGAGAGCAAACGUGAAUGACGCGUUGUCCUCUUCGCCAAACGCUGGUAGUCCUUCGGCGCCUAAAAUGACGUACGUCAUUUUGGUCAUCGACGGUUCUAUGAGCAUCAAAGAAGUCGAAGCCGGUUCUCGAUUAUCGGAAGUUGAUUUGCUCGACGAUCAAAAGACGAUGCCGGCGGUGAGAAACGGUUUUUCGAGCGAGUUUGUCGGCAUCCGGACGUUGCGGGUAAAUCGCGAGAACGUCGACAUCGACGACGUUCACAAUUUUGAAAUGAAAUUAGGCGAUGUAAUCGAGGUCACGCGGUCUCGAAUCUCACGUUAUGACUUUGAGGAGAACGAGAGCGUGGUAUCGGCAGAGGCGGCGGCAUCGGCAGCGAAUGGUUCCAACUCCAAAGCCACGUACUUCCCGGAUUUGGAAGUUCACGCGAUGCCGGUUGCGUGA